AUGGCGCAAUCUGGAUCCAGCAGCUCUCAUGACUCUCGUCAAGAGAACAAUGGUCACCUCACGGGUGCUCUUCGUGAGCAGCUCAACAAUAACCACGUAGGAGAUCGCCGCGAGGGCGAUAUCCGUAGCCAACUCAACAACAACCACGAUGGGGGUCGUGCUCCCCUCCUAGUGAACGCUGCUCCCAUCCAAGCCUCGGACCUCCAAGCAGCGGUGCAAGUCAUUCAACAGGCGGUGGCGACGAUGGCCCUGCUAGUAGCAGGGAUGCAAGGUCAGGCCUCACCACCGCCACCGCCUCCUCCAGAGGUGGAGGUACAAUCUCAAGCUCAACUGCCACCGCCACCGCCUCCUCCAGAGGCUCCAGGGGUGGAGCUAGAAGAGCUCGAGAGAAAGGUAGAAGCAAGAGAACAUUCACCAGAACCUGAAGUUAGGAUGGCCGCUCCAUUUUCUCCUAGUAUAAUGGAUGCGCCCCUCCCAAGGGAUUUUAGGUUGCCCACCAUCAAGGCCUACACUGGGACUUCUGACCCGCGUGUCCACAUGACAAGGUACAAGGCAGCCAUGGAUAAUUGGGCAUCCGACCCGGAACCACUAGCAGGACCCAAAGGCAAGACAACUGUCGUUCAAACUAGCCAAGACACCUCACUCCUCGGCAUCAAUGCUUAA
Messenger RNA from Ipomoea triloba (trilobed morning glory), 663 nucleotides. Its product is annotated as arp2/3 complex-activating protein rickA-like. The transcript has 3 exons. Bases 1 to 663 code for a protein of 220 amino acids. The record is from RefSeq and is a predicted model, not a curated record. NCBI's taxonomy places the organism in Eukaryota, Viridiplantae, Streptophyta, Magnoliopsida, Solanales, Convolvulaceae.